GUCACGACUUCAAAUAUAAGGAGGAUCGCUCGGCACUCCCUCUCAGUACUGAAAACAAAUACGAAAAGACAAUAUGUCGAUCUCUCCUUAUUUCUUCGAUUAUGAUUUGCCGCGGCGCUGGCCCCGUCGCCUCCUUGAACAGAAUUUCGGCCACACGCUAUCACCUGAAGACAUCUUCGCAACCAGCCCAGUCGUGCCAAGACUUAACAGAUUUUGGUGGCCACAAGACUCCAGCACGAUUAAAGUGGACAACGACAAGUGGUCCAUCAACAUCGAUGUUCAACACUUCGCACCGGACGAAAUAACAGUAAAGACGGUUGAUGGCUUUAUUGUGGUCGAGGGAAAACAUGAAGAAAAGCAAGACGAACAUGGGUACGUGUCGCGGCAUUUUGUAAGACGCUUCAAGUUACCUCAGGAAAUAGAUGCUGACGCGAUAGUAAGCAGGCUUUCCUCCGAUGGUGUGCUAAGUGUGUUAGCCCCCAAAAAAGAAGAAACACAGAUGGGUGAAAGGUCUGUUCCUAUCACACAUACUGGUCCAGUGAGAAAGGAUGUAAAAGAAGAUACAAAGGAAGAAAAGAAAGAAUAAUUUAUUUUUACAGUUUUUAAGGGGUUUUAAAACAUGAUGAGAUAAUAUACACACUGUCCAAUCAGUUUUGUGAAUAAUUGUAAAAUUGUGAUAAAAUGUGUGUUGAUUUAUUCUCUAAAUAUUAUUAGGAUGCUGAGUCAGGGUAUUGUGAGUAUACACUAUACUGAUACCUCAAUUGUUAACAAUAUGGAAGUUACAAACAAGACUGUGAUUUUUUGUUUACAAAAUUAUUAAAAAUUCUUUACUAA
Molecule: messenger RNA, 834 nt
Organism: Pieris napi
Lineage: Eukaryota; Metazoa; Arthropoda; Insecta; Lepidoptera; Pieridae
Product: protein lethal(2)essential for life-like
Exons: 1
Coding region: 74-586 (170 amino acids)
Biological process (GO): protein refolding; response to heat
Molecular function (GO): protein folding chaperone
Source: RefSeq, a predicted model, not a curated record